Hemisphaericaspora subhashii is the source of this 3819-nucleotide messenger RNA. RefSeq names its product protein phosphatase regulator (gene LPI9). The transcript has a single exon. Bases 1 to 3819 code for a protein of 1272 amino acids. NCBI's taxonomy places the organism in Eukaryota, Fungi, Ascomycota, Pichiomycetes, Serinales, Debaryomycetaceae. The record is from RefSeq and is a predicted model, not a curated record.
AUGGUAGAGACCAAACCACCCUCUAAGGAGACUAUAAACCAUGGAGAGCAACUGAAAUCACCACUCCCGGCAAAUAAUGACAAAAUAGAAACUGGGGUGACCAAUGUUGAUGUUGAUUGGUUGUUUAGAGGUAAAUCAAAGAAAUUAAUUAAGAAAAUGAAUAGUACAUCUAAUAGAAGUGAAAACCCUGUUGUACCGUCAAAAGAAGCUGAGAAGAAGGAUGAAGAUAAAGAAACUAAACCAAAAUCGGAAGAAAUCAUUUCUAAUGAAUCGACCAAACUUGAUACCAAUACACAGAAAGAUACGACUGUGAAACCUGAAGAGAAAAAGGCAACCACACCCACUUCAACGAUGAUUUCACCUGUUGCAACAACUAAACCAACAUCUUCGAAAUUGGAUAAGUUGAAAGUCGGGCGUUCUAGAUCUUCAUCAGCAUCUGCUGGAACAACGAAAGCUGAAUCAACAAACCAAUCAGAAAAGAGGAGGAGUAGCUUUAAUUUCAUUACUCCUUCAUUGACAAGUGAUUUAGUCUACAAUGAUCAUGAUGCAGAAAUGAGGUCUUACAUGUCUGGAACGGGAUCUGCCAUUCCAACUCCAUCUCAGACAUCCUCGCCAGCUGUGUCUAGAUCUAAUAGCGGAAAAAGAGGACUAUUUAGUUCCCUUUCGUCUAAAUUCAAAUCUUCUAGUUCUACUGCAUCUACCCCUGCUAGUGGGCAACAUCAUCAUCACCACCAUCACCACCAUGUUCCUCAUCAACCACAAAAGACUCUAAACCCCAACUUACUUGGAGAAGGUCAAACAAAGCCACAAGGAGAUCUAGCUAGUACAGUAAAUAAGCCACCCGCUGAGAUUGCAAUACCAACGAAAAGAAAGAAUUCGCUAACCCCAAAAAGCGGAUCAAUACCAAUAUUUAAGGAAUCAUAUCUCAACAAAGAAGAGACACUUUCCAGUUCUCCAUCGUCUUCAGAUGGGCUUCGAUUCUUCAGAAGAAGAUCAUCAAAUGCAAGUUCGAUAUCAUCAGCACCUACCGUUGUAACUACCCGCAUGAUUCUUAAUAAGAAUCCAAAUAGAGAAAAAGUGCCCAUAAAAUGUUUGGAUGAUGUCAAAUUAAGAAGAGUUAACUUUGCAAUUGAUAAAUUAGAGUUUGAUCCUCAACAACAAAUUCCUUCUAGACGACCUAGGAGAGGUAAUGUAUUAAUUCCACAAGAUAUUGCUGCACCCAUACCAAGAUUAUGUCUUGGAAUCUCAGUAAACGAAGCCAAUAAAGAAGCUGGAUCACAAGGACAGUUACAACAAACUCAAUAUACCGAAAGAGAAAUUGCAAUGGCAGUGGAAGCACAGAAGAGAGCGUUGGCUGAGUCAAAUAGGCAUGCUCUAGAAGCACACACGCAGGCAAUGAAGAUCGCGUCAGAAGUUGCAACAUUCAAGCCUCUGAAAUUUAGCAUCAUUAAAGAAAAUGAGAGUAGUUACGAUACCGAAGAUGAUAUUGAUAUGUACACCAAAGCAAGCAAAAAACUAGCCCAUGAUGCUGCAAUUGAUCAACCGCUACAUGUUCAUGAACAACACUUUAAGGAUUCAAGUCCAGAAUCUAUGCAAGAUGCGAAAGGAGAAAUCACUUUGGAAGCAAUAUAUACCCGUUGUUGUCAUUUACGUGAAAUUUUGCCAAUUCCAGCCACUUUGAAACAGUUGAAAAAUAAGACUGCACCAUUGCAGGUUUUGAAAAUGUUAAAUCCAAAACCGACAUUGAUUGAUGUUUUAUCAUUUUCUGAUUUUAUUGCAAUCACGCCUAUUAAUACCGUUAUAUUUGAUAAUGUUACAAUGACAACCGAAAUGUUUAGACACUUUUUGAGUUCAUUAUGUCACAACAGAGCCUUGGAAAAGUUAUCUUUAAGGAACGUCGCCAUUGAUGAAACUGGUUGGAAAAUUCUAUGCAAGUUCCUAGCAAAGAAUAAAACUAUAAAGAAAUUGGAUAUUUCCCAGCAAAGGAUUAAAUCGGACACAAAAGAAACUUGCAUCCGUGCUAAUAUGAACUGGGAUUUGUUUAUUGAAUCAAUAGUGUUAAGAGGUGGAAUUGAAGAGUUGGUGAUUAAUGGAUGUAAGUUGUCUGAUGAAAUUUUUGAAAAACUUAUAAAUAAUGCAGUAAAACAAUCGACUUAUAGAUUAGGAAUUGCUGGUAUUGAUCUUAAUGUGGCCAAGGCCGAGGUCGUUGCUAAUUGGUUAACAGAUAAGAAUUCGAAGUGUGUGGGUGUUGAUAUUGCAUCUAAUGAUUUAUCCCAAGGUCAAUUGCAACCUUUUAUUCGAGCUUUUAAUGAAGGUGUUGAGAAUUUGGUAUUUUUUUCGGUUAACGGUACACAAUUAUCAAAUAUUGAGGAAGCUACACAGUUGAUCCAAUCUCUCAUCAACGUAAAAACAUUGAGAUUCUUAGACUUGAGUUCUUUACCACAGCUAUUCCCGGGUAUAAUUACAAAGUUAGCCAAGUAUUUGCCACAAUAUCCAAGCUUAAGGAGAAUACAUUUUGAUUUAAAUGAAUUGUCACCGAAAGCAAUUGGGUCCAUUGCUACAUUCUUAUCUAAGAUGCCCAAGCUUGUGCAUGUAUCUUUACUUGGUAAUAGGAACCUUACUCACACAGCAUGUUUUACUAUAUAUUCUGCUGUUAAGUCAUCACAUUCUAUUUUUGCAUUAGACUUGGACUAUGAUCUAGUAUCGGAAGAUUUGUCACUGAGAAUGGCAUUUUAUCUUAUGAGAAACAUGGAUAUUUCAUUGAAACCAGAAUACAUGCCACAUGCUAGACCUGAUAAUGAAGAAGAAAUAAUGUUUGAUGGAUCAUUAUUAAUGGAAACUGCCGAAAAGUUAUUAUCAGAAUUCGAUUCUUCGCAAAAGGAGGAUAGAAAGAUUCAACAAAUCAUUGCCAAUACCAUAGUAGAAAAGACGAGAACUCUUAGAAAAGAUAUCCAUGCCACCAUUGAUGCGUUAUUUCAAAAGCGAAACAAAGGAGAAUUAUCGUUUGAUGGGAAAGAAAACUUGGUCAGAUUUUGUUUAUUGGAUGCAAGUUUGGAAAAGUUGGUUCAUAUGUUUGAGGAGCAUGAUUAUUCAAAAUUGACACCAACUACGUCCAGGGAUCAAAUUAUAGAAGAAAAUAACAGUUCAGCCACAUCAAUGUUUAGAAUUCCAAGUAUUACAGUCGACCAGAUGAAUUUACACGAAAGUUCACGAGAAUUGUUAACAACUGGACCAAUCUUGUCACCACAUAAUUCUGUUGCAAUGAAUAAUACUCAAAAUUGCUACUUUGAAUCCACAGCAACAAUUGAUCAGAAUUUACUUCCACAUCAAGUCGUUGUUGAAAAUUCUGAGAAUGGGCAAUCUUUUCCAGUGGACAAACUUACUGGUCGUCCUGUCUUGAUUAGAAAUUCUUCCCAGACAUCAUUGCAUGCCAAGGAGCAAGAAUUGGAAGAAGGUGAUUUCCAUAGAUUGGGUGUGUUUAUGCAACUGAGGAAUGAUCCUGAAGAACGUAAACCUAAUUUACCAUUGUUAAGUGCCUUGCCUUCGGGACCCGAAUUAAGAGAUGCCAUUAUCAAUGCAAAGGGGAUUAAGAAUGUUACUGAUUUAAUUAGUAAGAUUAACGAUAAUAGAAUUACCAUUGAUAAUUUGAUCCCACCUGUAAAGAAGGAAGAAGAUCAUGACGGUGAAGAAGAUGAAGGUAGAACAGUUAGUUCAAACGAGAAUGGAUCAGUCCAUUCAAAAGAAGAUGUGAAUCCUAUGGUUGACGAGAUUUAUGAUAAAUUAUUAAACGAUGCUCAAAGAGCUCACCUAACAAAGUAA